This is a messenger RNA of Vicugna pacos (alpaca), 699 nucleotides long. Lineage: Eukaryota; Metazoa; Chordata; Mammalia; Artiodactyla; Camelidae. The record is from RefSeq and is a predicted model, not a curated record.
UUGCUUUAAAUCUGGAUGAAGGAAAUGUUCAGAAUUUACCCAGGAUAUUGGUGAGGAUGGAAACCUGUUGUUUUUGGCUGAAGUGAUCAAUGUGUCAAACACUUAGCUGGAAGACAUCCAGGGUCUAAGUGGAAGAAAUAGUAACAGCAAUGAACUCUGUUUCUUUAUGAUCUGCAGGCAGAGGAGAUGGAGACUGAGAACAAUACAGUGGUGACCGAAUUUAUCCUUGUUGGUCUGACCCAGUCUCAAAGUAUUCAGCUCCUGGUCUUUGUGCUAGUUCUAAUUUUCUACCUCAUCAUCCUCCCUGGAAAUUUCCUCAUCAUCCUCACCAUCAGGUCAGACCCUGGCCUCACGGCCCCUCUCUACUUCUUUCUGGGCAACUUGGCCUUCCUGGAUGCAUCCUACUCCUUCAUUGUGGCUCCCAGGAUGCUGGCGGACUUCUUCUCUGAGAAGAAGGUGAUAUCUUAUAAAGGUUGCAUCACUCAGCUCUUUUUCUUGCACUUCCUUGGAGCAGGCGAAGGGUUUCUCCUAGUUGUGAUGGCCUUUGACCGCUACAUUGCCAUCUGUCGUCCUUUAUACUACUCAACCAUCAUGAACCCAAGAGCUUGCCAUGUCUUGCUGUUGGCUCCUUGGAUUGGGGGCUUUGUCCACUCCAUUAUCCAGGUUGCCAUCAUCCUCCGCUUGCCCUUCUGUGGUCCA